This is a messenger RNA of Scomber scombrus (Atlantic mackerel), 706 nucleotides long. RefSeq names its product major histocompatibility complex class I-related gene protein-like. The coding region runs from base 30 to 680 and encodes 216 amino acids. The record is from RefSeq and is a predicted model, not a curated record. Lineage: Eukaryota; Metazoa; Chordata; Actinopteri; Scombriformes; Scombridae. Gene Ontology annotation, cellular component: external side of plasma membrane. The transcript is spliced from 3 exons. Gene Ontology annotation, biological process: immune response.
GACAGUAGAGAUGUAGACUUCAGUUCAGAAUGAAGAUCUUGGUUUUUCUGGUCCUCCUGGGUCUACACAGCACAGCAGCAGUAAUUCACACUCUGAAGAAAUUCUUCACUGCGUCCUCUCAAGUCCCAAACUUCCCGGAGUUUGUGGUUGUCGGGAUGGUCAAUGAUGUUCAGAUACAUCACUAUGACAGCAACACCAUGAGAAAAGAACCCAAACAGGACUGGAUGAACGGAAUCACAGAAGAUGAUCCACAUUACUGGGAGAGGGAGACUCAGAUCUUCAUGGGUCUCCAGCAGGAGUUCAAAGGCAACAUUAACAUUUUGAAGAAGCGCUUCAACCAAACUGGAGGUGUCCAUGUUUUUCAGUGGAUGGUUUGCUGUGAAUGGGACGAUGAGACUGGAGAGGUUGAUGGUUUCAGACAGAUUGGUUACGAUGGAGAAGACGUCCUAUCGUGGGAUGUGAAGACAAAUACAUGGAUCGCUCCAAAACAACAGGCUGUUAUCACCAAAAACAGUUGGAACAAUGACAAAGAAAGGUUGGCAUAUUAUAAGAACGUCCUCACCCAGGAGUGCCCUGACUGGCUGAAGAAGUUUAUGAAGUAUGGGAGGAGCUCUCUGAUGAGAACAGGUAGAAUCACAUCACACAACAAUGUUAAUAUGUUAAUAUUCCAAUUAAUAUGAACCAACAUACAGAGACCUGCUGAGUC